AAGCUGUGAGUGCCAGGUUGGAGCCCCGGUUGGAAGUCCGCGUGCUCCGAGUGGUGCGGAGCGCAGGUGUCCCGUAUUAUCUUUUUUCCCGCCGCAUCACUCCGGUGUGCGUGCGCGGCGUGAGGAGCGCGGCGUGCUCGUGGUUCACAGGCGGGACGAGGCGUUGUCGUUUACCCGUAAGCGUGCUUCUCUGCGCGCAACUGAGGAAGCUGCGUUACCUCGAGAAAAAGCCAUAGAAGCAAGGGUACGAGACCAUUGGGAAAAGGGAGUCAUCGCCCUCGACUCCGUGCCGAAAUAGACUCGCCCUGAGUGAAUCUCUGCUUGCUCUUUACAGUAUUUCCUUCCUGCAUUCGCUAUACGCCGUAAGAGUCCAACGUGGCACCGUGCAAUGACAAGUGAAAAACUCCGAUUUGCUACGGAGUAGUGGACUGAGAAGAAGACAGAAAAAAAAUGUAGAUAUGGCGGUGCGAAAAGGGCGCUCGCCACGCCUCGAAAGAAAAACCUAUGGUGGUUUGAAAAGAUAUCAGCUGCCAACUCGCGGCUGAUAUAUGCAGCGAGCAUCCCGAGGAAAAUCCGCGAGCAUUGCUACACCGAGCAGGAUUUAGGGACAGAUAUAUCAGAAAGCCAGUCGGGGUUCCUCCAAGGCAUGUCGACUCCCAUGUCGUCCCUUCGUCUGUUCGAAACUACAUUUUGCUCCGUGUGAAGAAGCUCGCUGCGAUCCAGUGUUCACUUUGUUCUCAACAAAUGCUCCUGCCCCGACGGGUUGUUGAAGCUCAUUUGUUGUGACUGCCGGGGACUGCACACAACCUUACAGGCUUCCAGACUUUAUGCCGGCCACUGACCGGACACGGCGGAGACAGUGAAUGACUUUGGUUCCCGCUGGAACUAGAUUCGUGAGACAGUGAUGUGCAUUGAACCGUAGUGAAACCAUAUUGGUCUGACGCAAUGGAGAGCAACGACAGGCGCUGCUGCUUCUUUCUUAUACUACUGGCCUCACUCGCCGCCGGCUCAUGGGCUUCCACGUCCGGCCAGGGUCCUCGAUUUAUUCGAGAACCGCCGUCCCGGCUUCGCUUCCACAACAGCACGGGAGGCAGUGUCGAGUGUUCGGCCCGGGGUCAUCCGAUGCCGGAACUUCGUUGGCUCGCCCUGGACGAUACCGGCGUAGUUCCCGGGACUCCCGCACUCGAUCUACCGGGCCUGCGUCGAGUGCGCGCCGACGGCUCGCUAGAGUUCCUUCCGUUCCGUGCCGACGAGUACCGCCAGGACGUGCAUUCGGCCACCUAUCGCUGCAUCGCCUCCAACCGCAUCGGUGUGAUCGGCAGCAGGGAUGUCCACGUUCGCGCCGUUGUGCAGCAUCCGUACAAGCCACAGGUGUACGACGAGUUUGUCAUCGCCGGCAACACAGCAGUUUUCCGCUGCAGUGUCCCGAGCUUCGUGCGAGAUUUCCUGGAUUUCUUCGCGUGGAUACGAGAUGAUGGCACGGUCAUCACCAGCAGCUUGGAAAAAGGUCGGUACAGUAUUCUGCCCACUGGGGAGCUUUACGUGCGACACGUGGAGUCCGGAGAUCGCCUGAGAAGCUAUCGCUGCAAAACGAGGCACAAGCUGACCAACGAAGUCGUCACGAGCGCUUCGUCGGGCAGGCUCAUCAUUCAAGAACCUCAAGGCGCCGCAUCUCCCAAGAUCACCGACAGCCACCCUUUUGUCCAUGCUGUCGAGGGACAGGAUUCUGUUGAACUGGCUUGCGCAGCUCAGGGCUAUCCUGUUCCAUCGUACCGGUGGUACAGAGAGCUCGGCGGUCGGCUGCUGGACCUGACGAGAGACCUGAGGACGACGCAGACCGAAGGGUCUCUCCUUCUAUCAGCGCCGCUCGUGCGGGACAGCGGCAAGUAUUUCUGCGUCGUCAACAACAGCGUAGGCGAGGAACAAGUCCGUACCACGCUUUCCGUUACCGCACCGUUGAAAGUCGAGCUGUUCCCGGCGGUUCAGACGGCUGACGUCGGUCAGCCGGCGGUCUUUAACUGCACGGUGACUGGACACCCUGUGCGGUCGCUCUUCUGGUACAAGGACCAGCGACCUCUGGAGGCCAACGCCCGGGUCUCGUUCCUCGCCACGGGCAUGCUGCGCAUAAGUGCCGUGCUCCGAGAGGACGCCGGCAUGUAUCAGUGCUACGCACAUAACGAGGCCGAUUCAGCGCAAGGGUCAGCGGAACUGCGGCUUGGAGAUGUGGCGCCGUUCCUGACGUCCGUCUUCGACGAGCAGACGUUGCAGCCCGGGGAGUUGGUGUCUCUCCGCUGUUCGGCGGCCGGCAACCCGUUGCCGCAGGUCACCUGGACUCUGGACGACGCACCAGUGCCGGACUUCCAUCGCUUUCGCGUGGGCGACUUCGUGACCGCCGACUCCGUGGUCGUGAGCUUUGUCAAUAUCACCGAGCUGAGAGUCGAGGACGGUGGUCUGUACGCCUGCGCCGCGGCGAAUGCCGUCGGCGAAGCUCGGCACGGCGCCCGCGUGAACGUGCACGGCCCUCCCGUCAUCCGACCCAUGGGAAACGUCUCCGUCGUCGCCGGCACUACGCUAAGGGUGGUUUGCCCCGUCGCGGGCUACCCCAUACACAGCGUCGUGUGGUUCAAAGGCGACGCCCAGCUGCCGACCAACCACCGACAGCAGAUAGCGCAGAGCUCGCUAAGCGUACACAACGUGCAGCGGGCCUCUGAUGAGGGAGAAUACUCGUGCCUGGCCCGCAGCGGGAACCUCACCGCACGUGGCAACACCUUCGUCAGGGUCCGAGUGCCUCCCGUUAUUGACAGCCAGAUGCUUCCUGACGUGCUGACGGCGAACGAAGGCAUGAACGUGAAAAUGCUGUGCAGCGUGGUCCAAGGAGACCCGCCCAUCACUUUGCGCUGGACACGCGGCGGUCGCACCGUGGCGCGCAGUGCGUCCGUGUCUCUGCAGAGCCUCGAGGACUCCUCCGUGCUGACGAUGAAAGGCGUGUCCAUGCGGGACUCCGGAAACUACACCUGCGAGGCGUCCAACAGGGCGCUGACAGUCAACAGGACUGUCUCCCUUGUCGUCAACGUGCCGCCCAUGUGGACAACUGAGCCUUCAAAUGGCAACGUAGUCCUCGGAGGCAUCGCAGCUUUGCACUGUGCCGCGGAUGGAUUCCCCACGCCUCGCAUCGAUUGGAAGAGGGCGCAAGGCAGUGAACCACGGAACUUUCGUCUCGUUUCCGGGAGCUACCGAGUUCACGUGCACACCAACGGCACACUGGUUGUUCAAGACGCUGAGCUGGCCGAUGGUGGUUACUACCUCUGCGAGGCUCACAAUGGCAUUGGCGUUGGCCUCAGCCGAGUGGUCACGCUAGCCGUGAACGUGCCCCCCAGCUUUCCUUCGAAGUUUACAAGCCAGAACGUCAAAAGGGGCCAAGAAACGGUGCUGCGCUGUGAAGCCACAGGUGACCCCGACAUGACCAUCACGUGGGAGAAGGACAAACACCCGUUGGACCUCACUGCAGAAAAGAGGUACACCCUACUCAGUGACUCAUCAACAGGAAAACUGACGUCAACGCUCACGAUCAAGUCGGCCGAAAGAAGAGACGGGGCUCUCUAUACCUGCAUUGUGAGGAACCCUUACGGAUCGGACGAGACGAACGUGCAGCUUCUGGUGCAAGAGCCCCCGUCAUCUCCUGCGGAUGUGCGCGCCAUGAAGAUAUCGAGCCGGUCGAUAGAGAUAUCUUGGUCUCCUUCGUACAAUGGAAACAGCCCCAUUCGGAAGUACCACGUACACUUUACAAACACGACAAGCUGGGACAUUCCAGGCGCGACCUCACACCUUUCGGUUCCCGGCACCGAAAACAGGGGCAUUGUUUACAAGCUGCUGCCAAUGACAACCUACAGGAUAAAGGUGGUCGCGGAAAAUGCUUUGGGGCACAGCGCGCCCAGUGAUACGCUAGAAGUGACCACCAGUGAAGAGGCCCCCGGUGGUCCACCACUGCACGUAAAAGUUGAAGCCACCGGUUCCCAAUCAUUGAAAGUGACGUGGGAGCCACCUCGCAAAGAGCUCCAGCACGGCAAAAUACAAGGCUACUACAUCGGCUACAAGGAGAAAGACCGUGACGACACCGAGUUCCAGUACAAAAAUGUGGAAGCCCUAGAGACUGGCGGUUCGCGCCGUCACCACAUGAGUCACCUGACGAACCUCAAGCGAAAGACCACCUACGUAGUCAAGGUACAGGCAUACAACAGCGAAGGGGCGGGGCCUAUGUCGGACGACGCGAGCGCCACCACGCUCGAAGCAGUGCCACCGACAUCGCCGGCGCUCAUAUUCAAGACCAGCACAACCAAUUCGGUCACCGUUGAAUGGGAACGUUAUCAGGAUGACAUGACAGUAAGAGAUUACGUGCUCCACUACCAAGCCGAAGGUGGCGAAUGGCAGCAAAAGGCCAUCAGCACUAGCUCGAACAAGUUCACCCUGGAGGGACUCAAAUGUGGUUCGCUCUACAGUUUCUACAUGACCGCAACCAAUAGCCUCGGCACUGCAGAACCACGUGACAUCAUUUACGGCAGAACCAGAGGCGCAGCGCCGGUUUCUUCGAAACGAGAGAACUUCAUUGAGGUGAACGCUACCUCGGCGACACUCAGGCUAGACAUGUGGCAGUCUGGUGGCUGUCCGAUUCUCCACUUCGCCGUGCAACUUAGGCCCAUUGCCCCUGCCGGACAACCGCAGCAGCAGCAAUCGUGGAAGCUUGUGUCUGACGUCAUUCCCGGCCACCAGAGGCACUUCGAAUUGCGCCACCUAUCGCCCGGUAGGGAAUACGAGGUCCGUGUCAGCGCUCACUCGGACGCCGGCACCACUGAGGCCGACUACUCCAUAAGGACGCUCAACAGGUCGCACAUGGCCGGGGUCAGCUCUACCCAUGGAUCAUCCGGGGUCCAGGCAGGAGAUGGUAGCGACGUGCCACUGUACCGGAACCUGUCCAUUCUACUUCCGGUCAGCGUAUCUGUGCUCGUGCUCAUCGUCGUCAUCGCAUUGGUCAUGGUGUGCUUCCGGCGACAGAACGACGCCUACAGCGCCGCCAGUGCCGCCGACGAGAAUCACAUGGACGACCCGCUGCGCAAGUGCCAAGGCAGCACGGACUCGAUGAGCAUGACCGAGUUCUGCGCCAAGAAGGAGCGGCUGCAGCAGCAAGACGCCUACGGGAAGGCCACCUCCUACUACGCCUCGCCAGCCCGGAAACCCGUCCCUGUCGCAUCGGGAUCGAGGAGAGGGCGCCGAGGGGAGGAGGGCCACGAGUACGCCGAGCCUUACGCCGCGCUGCAGGCCCAGCAGCAGCGACUACUGGCGGACGCCGACUGCGCUGCCGCAGUGGCGAUAGCAUACCGGGCACGCUGCGAUGCUGCCCCUUACGCAACAAUCAAGCGCAGUCCACCUAGGUCUCAUAUAGCGGGUUACUGUCAAGAGAUAUCUUGACAAUGGGAUACCUCAAGCAAUGGUGCGGUGCAAUGCUUGGUCUAAGCCAACAAGGGUGAAGAGAUGAUCGAGUCCUCAUCAUCCCGGCCAGUUCUGUUCUCCUAACACACGAUGAAGACGAAGGCGAAGACGGGCGGCUUCUUCGUCGUCUUGUAUAUCAGCGAGCAAUCCUACGGACGCCUCGCACGGUUGAGAACUCGUGCCGAUAUCUGUGUUACCGACAAAACCUCUUCCGCGUCACGGUACAAAGGACGGCGCAUAUUGUGUGUCUACAUCAACGUCUGUGGUAUCCCAUUAUGACAAGUGCUGCCGCAGGCUUGGAAGGAUCGGGACAGUGUGCUGUUGUAGUUUAAUACAUGACGCGUAAAUGCCGUUGGGUGAUGUUGGUUAUCAGUUUGAUGUCGCUGGUUGCCAUAAUUAUAUCAUUAUUGUCGUCGACAUUCGUUUUUUCGCCAUUGUUUUCGUCAUCACUGCUCAGGACAGCUGCCGUGCCCUCAUUACAGGCGGUACGUACGAAUCUCAUACCGAUGCCGAUGAUCGCUAUUAAUUGCGAAAACCAGACUCACCCCACACUAGGCAUUAAUGGAAGAAAUGGUGUGGCGGCUAAAAGUGGUCUGUACGCAUUCCCACGGUUUGAUAACAUUAACGUUUUACUCGUACAGCAGGUUUUCGAAACGUAAGAAUACUAGGAGUGCAGAGGACAUGAUAUUCUACGAGUACAUGAAGUGCAAAUUUGGCAUACCAGGUGCGCAAAAGGCAUGAUAAAUCGCAAUACGCAUACAACUUACGCGUAGGAGUGCUGUCACAUACAAGCACGAGCAAUGCAUCCACUGGCGCGUCACUAUACGGUGGUACUUGCGGGAAUAUGACGUUUCCUUUUAUUGUGUGAACGCUGUUAUAUCCGAAAAUUUGUUGGAUGGCUCCCAUUGGGAAGGGCGUAAAUAUCCUAAGCACUGUUACUGUUGCACAGAUUCACGGCUCCCCUUGUUGUCGCCUCUAUGUGGCUGUCGUUGCAAUGCGUUAGUAAAAGAAACCAUGUUUCUGUGUCCUAAAUACGAGAACUUCGUUGGGCUGUUAUAAGAGUUACGCUUCUCCCAAAGACGUUAGAACGGAGGGUGAAUAUGUGAUGUCAUCAGUAAUCGCGCUUCGUGUGAACCUAAAGCAACAACAAUAUGAAUCUUUCCAUCGAUGUACUGCACUUCGCAUAACACCUUUACAUAACUUGAAAUGGUACUAUAUGCAGAGAGAAAAAAAAAGAAGAAGAAAUGGCACAAGCAAGGAAUAACUGGAUGUCACACUGCUAUACAAUUUUCAUCCGACGUGCUAAUUUAGUUUAUCUCUUACAAUAAUUACGUUCCAAGUACUGACCUUCAUUAGAAGCGAUCGUACUAGCUACUUUAAUUGCAUUAUGGAGCCUUAAUGCGGAAUCUGCUUGAGAGCCCAACGCAGUUUUAAUAAUAAUUGUUGGGGUUUAACGUCCCAAAACCACGAUAUUAUUAUGAAGGACGCCGUAGUGGAGGGCUCCGGAAAUUUCGAUCACCUGAGGUUCUUUAACGUGCACCUAAAUCUAAGCACACGGGCCUCAAGCGUUUUCGCCUCCAUCGAAAACGUGGCCACCGCGGCCGGGAUUCGGCCCCGCGACCUGUGGGUCAGCAGUCGAGCACCAUAACCACUAGACCACCGUGGCGGGUCACCGUGCACUUUUACGACGCCUCCAUAAUAUCGAAGGCAUUGCUAAAAAGUCAAUGAAGGUCUUGCGUGUGGAAGGGCAAUCAUAUCCUGUAUGACAAUGUUUAAGAUUUCUCUUACAGUCGUAUAGACAGAUGACGUCGUAAUUUGUAUGUAUAGGACUCUGAACAAAUAAGAAAAUGUUAUUAAUUAUGUUUGCACUGAAAUUUUUGAGUCACAGAUUUAUUCCAAAACUAUAUUAAUCUUAUUUUUAUGCGCUUCGCUGCAGUAAGCUGUGGGGAAGCAAAUAAAUUCAACGUGAAACACUCGGUUUUCUCCUAAAAAUAAAAGAGCUGCGUGGAUCGAGAAAGCGGUGUGAAUCAUUUUUUUCACGUGGUUCACUGCUGUUGGUUGGUUGUUUGGUUGGUCGAACUUCAUUAAACUGUCCUGAGAGACGCAACUAGCGCGCAGUGGGCUCCUCCCACGUUGGGACGGGUUAGUUAUGAAAAAACCCGUAAACAGGGGGCGGGUGCUCGAGCCGACGUUUCGACAAGUGGUCCUGCCUUCUUCAAGCCUGGAACUGAUUUCCUGAUUUCACAGGCUUCCAUCUUACCCAUCCUGUCGUUUUUUGGACUGCUGUUAGUUGCAGUAGGAGUAAAUAAACGCGACAAAAAGCCUUCGUUUCUUCCUAACAAAGACAUAAAUGUGUAACUUGAAAACAGCCUAAGGCCAAGAAACGUGGCGUCACGUUUACUUCAGGCUGCCGUUUUCACCUAUGCGCUGGCGCAUAUACCAUAUACAGUAUAGAGCGUAAGCAUAAACAACCUAAAGAAAUUUGAUUAUUGUGUUUACUAAACCGCCCGUUGGAAGUUGUUGUUAAUGGACAUGCUUUACCGUAGCGCUGGUGAACUUUAUGUCCGUUUCUGUAUGUUUAUUCGCAUUUUUUUUACAUACUUCGCAGCAACGGCCCUUUAAUAAGUGGUUUUGUGCCUUGUUGACCACGUUGGCGUUAUCGAAACAUAUUUUGCGUAGAUUGUUAUUUAAUGAUGUGUUUGUGUUUCUUGUGGUCCAAGUUUGAACCUUCAAUCUGUGCGUUUGGAAUGGCGCUUAACUGCUGCAAAUGUUUACAGUGCAUAUCACGGAACAUGUCUUUAUUAACAUGACCUGCAAAUGAUUAAACAUUGCUGUCCCAUCUUGGCCCAUAGAGGCAAAAGCAUGCUUUUUUUUUAUUCCAUCUGUCUGAAAGCUAGUUUCUUUUUUCAGGUUAACAUUCUGAUAAAGCUGAUAAAAAAAAAAAAACUUAAUUAAUUGGUAGGUAUGCUUUGCUUAUUGCACUUUGCAGUGGGCCAGGCUUUAACAAUAAAUAGAUUCUCCAAUGGCAGCUUUCAACGGUUCCAAUACUUACCCCGUGCGCUCAACUGUCCGGCCUACUCCCAUGUAACCAGCACAAGCUGGUUAAUAUACCUGCGUCCAAGUGAAGUCGAGUAGCUUAAGUAAGAACGGAACGAAAUGUAUCAACAGAAAUUUGCGCUGACGAUGGCACUAAUAGCCUAAUGGGUACUGUCAUUCCUAAUUAUGUUUGCGAUUACGUACAAUAUGAACUUCAAGAAAAAGCUUUGCCGUAUAUUUAGAAAAUAAUGAUUAAGUGAAGGUCUCCAGAUUUGUCGGAAUAUAGGUCAUCUUCAUUAAAAUAAAGUUUUUUUCUCAUCUGUUUCGUUUGAGGCGAUGCGGUCAUCGGCACUCAUGAUAUCUUCGUGCACACUAUCACGUCAUCUUAUAGCAGUUUCAACCAGUGAGCACACACCAAAAAAAUGCGAUAGAGCUGGUUUGAACAUUCCAAUGUCUUUGCAAGCGUUCAAUUAGUCUCAUGUGAUUACGGUUUUAUAUCUGUCACCAGCGUUGCUUUCUUUGUCACCACGUGAAACAUAGUCUGCACAUCAAAAUGCACAUGCAUGAAUGACAGCGGGGCGCGAGAGUCAGUUUGGUCGCGAUCUUGAAAUGGGUGCUACUAACCCUGAGAAGAAGAAGAGGAACCACCUGGAUUCAUCCUCAGUGGAGU
Messenger RNA from Rhipicephalus sanguineus (brown dog tick), 9190 nucleotides. RefSeq names its product Down syndrome cell adhesion molecule-like protein Dscam2. Bases 946 to 5463 code for a protein of 1505 amino acids. Gene Ontology annotation, cellular component: plasma membrane; axon. Gene Ontology annotation, biological process: axon guidance; homophilic cell-cell adhesion; dendrite self-avoidance. The transcript has 28 exons. Gene Ontology annotation, molecular function: cell-cell adhesion mediator activity. Lineage: Eukaryota; Metazoa; Arthropoda; Arachnida; Ixodida; Ixodidae. The record is from RefSeq and is a predicted model, not a curated record.